UAUCAAAUCUUUGUAUAACGAUAGCUUUUAUUUACUACUUAACGAACCGUAUACUUGCGGAUUUAUUCAGACCACUCCCAAUGUUGUUAUUUACACUGAGAUGAUAGAUGCUCUAUGUAACGAUGGAAAGGCAGAUGAAGCUUAUAACAAUUAUGCUUGUGACGGAAGAAAAGUGGUGUUAUCCAAAUGUUGUGACUUAUACUGCAAUGAUUGAUGGCUUUGGGAAAGCAGGCAGAGUUGACAAAUGCCUUGAACUGUUGCAGCAAAUGUGUUCCAAGGGUUUUGCUCCAAAUUUUGUCACCCGUGGGGUUUUGAUAAAUCACAGUUGUGCUGCCGGCCUUUUAGAUGAGGCUCAUAGACUUUUAGAAGAGAUGAAACAGACAUACUGGCCAAAGCACAUAGCAAUAUAUCAUAAAGUUAUAGAAGGUUUCAGCCGUGAAUUCAUAGCUUCUCUUGGUCUUUUAGCUGAGAUGACUGAGAGUGAUUCAGUGCCAAUUUUGUCAGUUUAUAUAGUUCUGAUUGAAACUUUUAUCAAGGCUGGAAGACUGGAAGUGGCUCUAGAACUGCAUGCAGAGCUCUCAUCAUUUUCUUCUUUUUCAGCUGCUUGCAAGAAUACAUAUUUCUCGUUAAUUGAAAGCCUUUCACUUGCAUGUAAAGUUGAUGAGGCUUUUAAGUUGUACCCAGACAUGAUUAGGAGUGGCCAUGUUCCAGAGCUAAGCAGUUCAGUUCACCUUAUCGAGGGACUUCUCAGAGUUGGCAAGUGGGAAGAGGCACUGCAACUGUCAGAUGGCAAAUGCCGGAUGUGCUUGGCUUCAAUGAUAAUAAGGAGAACAGGAGCUGCAAGAAUGUAUAGGAGGAAAAUAUUGUUUAGAAAAGGUAGUAUUGUAAUUAAUUAGGUAAGCUAAGAAUUCAAUAAUACAAGAAUUACUUCUUUCUCUCUCUUUCUUCCUCUUUCUUCUUCCAUCUUGAUUUCUCUGCUCUCUCCUCUGUUAUUCUUCUAUUUCUUUCUUCUUCUUCUGCAGGUUUUGGGUCUUGGGAACUUUGCUACAUGACGAUCACAUGCCCAAAUGCCUACCUAAUUUUAUUUGGUUUUCAGCGGAACAAGAGCACAUUUUAUGUCCAAUAUCAUAUUCCAGUUCAGGACCUGGAGCUGACCAAUGUAUUUAUAUACAAGUGAAUGUUAUAAUUCUGGUUGAUACA
Messenger RNA from Hevea brasiliensis (rubber tree), 1200 nucleotides. RefSeq names its product pentatricopeptide repeat-containing protein At1g06710, mitochondrial-like. The transcript is spliced from 2 exons. The record is from RefSeq and is a predicted model, not a curated record. The coding region runs from base 108 to 896 and encodes 262 amino acids. Gene Ontology annotation, molecular function: protein binding. Lineage: Eukaryota; Viridiplantae; Streptophyta; Magnoliopsida; Malpighiales; Euphorbiaceae.